Molecule: messenger RNA, 1881 nt
Organism: Melitaea cinxia (Glanville fritillary)
Lineage: Eukaryota; Metazoa; Arthropoda; Insecta; Lepidoptera; Nymphalidae
Product: monocarboxylate transporter 4-like
Exons: 10
Coding region: 1-1851 (616 amino acids)
Biological process (GO): transmembrane transport
Molecular function (GO): monocarboxylic acid transmembrane transporter activity
Source: RefSeq, a predicted model, not a curated record
AUGGAAGCGGGCUGGUGGUCGCCGUCACCGUCGGCCUCGCCGCCGCCGCCGCCCCGCGCCCCGCCGCCGCGCUGCCGAUGCAGACCACUCUCCAACAGCUACAAUUGUUUGCCUCACUAUGACGGAUGGCCAGAUCUGGAAGAUGAGUCAACGGGUGGCGCUCUGCGGGAAAGAGAGCUUCGAUCUCUACACCGAACCGUGCCCGCACUGCGUCGCCGAGAGCUCGACACUCGUGCUAUCAAACAUCACUUCUAUCCUGAAGGUGGAUGGGGCUGGAUCGUGUGUGGCGCUGCCUUCCUCGCGCACUUACUGUCAACCGGACUACAGUUAGCGUACGGAGCGUUACAUGUGUAUGCACUUCGCCACCUCGGCCCUGCCGCCGACCACGCCGUUUGGGCCGGCGCUCUCUGUGUUGGAGUGUCGCGAGCUGCAGGCGCCCUCGUAGCUGCAAGGAGGAAAUCGCCACGACUCGCUGCGCUGAUCGGAGGACUGCUGUUACCUCUAGCUUGCCUAUUUACUUCAUUUGCUACACAGCUUCAUCAAAUUUUAUUAAGCUAUGGUGUGGUCUUAGGAGUGGGAUGUGGAUUAGUACGAGAGGCGGCUGGACUCGUUCUCGGCACGUACUUCAGGCGUCGUCGCCAGUUCGUGGAAUUAGUAGCUCAUGCUGGCGGCGGCGUUGGCAUCGCACUUUUCAGCGUUGCAUACAAAGAAGCUGUUGGGAAACUAGGCUGGAGGUUAGGUCUGCAAGCGGUGACUGGUGUAUUAGUUUUAGCAUUUUUUCUAAGUGCUGCGUAUCGCAGUGCUUCUCUCUAUCACCCGCAACGAAGAGCUAUUCUUCACCUCAAAAACCAACGUCGAAAGGUUAAAGAGAAGAAAGUCAUGAAAACGCCCCCAUUUAUUGAUUUAAGUCCUCUACAGUCGCGGUCCGCUAAAGUACUAUUAUUAGCAGCUGGGUUAGCAGCUUUUGGACUCUAUACUCCUGUCUUUUUUUUGGCCUUUCAAGGGUUUCAAGAAGGAUUAGAAGAAAGUGCAUUAGUUUUACUUCAAACUUUUCUGGGAUUUGCUGCAGUACUAGGUUGUGCUGGUUUUGGGCUUGUCUUAGUCCGACCGUCAGCCCAGUGCCUUGUUUCAAAGCAAUACUUAUGUCAAACGGCAAUGUUGGGAAUAGGUAUUUCCAUGCUCGCUUUAAGCAGUGUUGAAGGCUAUCACGGAUAUGUACUUUUUGCAUGGAUGUACGGCUUAUGUUUAGGAGGAUUUUUAUAUUCAAUGAAGAUGCUAACAAUGGAGCGAGUUCGGGGAAGACAUUUUACAAAAGUUUGGAGUUUUGUCCAAGGAGCAGAAGCCAUUCCUGUAAUAGUGGGAGUGCCAAUGACAGGUUACAUCAACCAGCAAGCGCCGAGAGCAGGAUUCUACUUUUCAACAGCAGCCACAUUAGCUGGAGCGUUGCUGUUAUUCUUUGUAGGUUUCUCAAAAAGGGAACCAGAACCUCCACCGCCAAUUACGGCUCCUACAAUAUCAGAAGUGUGUUUAUGUGUGACACCACCCCCUCGAUGUGAACCGGCUUGGUGUGCAUGCAGUGCUGGUGGAGCAACUGCUUAUUGCGCGUGGCCAGGACCUACAUGCUCUUCUCGUUUACCAAAAUCACUUUCAUAUGCUGCGCCACUUAAUCGCACUUGCUGUACUCCACAUUAUCCAGAGUGUUGUCGUCGAGCGGCGUUGUUACGUCCGUCGCGUAGUGUUCCCGAAGGACUUGCUCGACGCGGAAGUACAUUCAGCCGUUCUGGAUCUUGUAGAGCACCAUGCCAUCGUCGUGAACAUCAUCUUAUAGAACAGAUCACUACAUCUGUAUAAGUCAACUUUACCUUAACAUAUUUUUGAGUG